Molecule: messenger RNA, 804 nt
Organism: Schistocerca nitens (vagrant locust)
Lineage: Eukaryota; Metazoa; Arthropoda; Insecta; Orthoptera; Acrididae
Product: glutathione S-transferase 1-like
Exons: 6
Coding region: 3-773 (256 amino acids)
Biological process (GO): glutathione metabolic process
Molecular function (GO): glutathione transferase activity
Source: RefSeq, a predicted model, not a curated record
CUAUGCUACAUCACGAUACCUUAUACUGGCUAAGAAGUGCUACUGAAGUAAUGGCAUUGCUUCAAGCCACAAAUCAGCAGAACAUCACCAACUCUCUCUCUGAUCUUCAGGACAUCAGAAUGGCCCCGCCUACGCUCUACAGCAACGCGCUGAGCACUCCUAGUCGCUUCGUCCGCCUUAUAGCCAAUAUUAUUGGAGUGGAGCUGAAAAUAGUGAAUAUAAAAGAAAUUACUAAAGAAAUGCGAACACCGGAAAUGCUCGAGAAAUUCCCGCAGCACAAAAUCCCAGCGCUGGAAGACAAUGGUUUAUUCAUUUCUGAAAGCCGUGCUAUUGCCAUGUACCUCGUCUCGAAGUAUGGAAAGGAUGACUCUCUCUACCCGAAAGACCUCAACAAACGUGUCCUAGUUGAUCAGAGGCUAUUUUUCGAUGUGGACCUAUACUCUAAAAUUACGCAAGUUUUCGUGCCAAAGUUUCAUGGAAAGCAGAUAGAACCUAAUGACAUUGACAAAGCAAAGGAAGGUUUGGAGACCUUGGACCGAAUGCUUGACGGCAAACAGUGGCUGGCGGGGGACAAUGUUACCAUUGUCGAUUACAGUAUUGCUAACUGUCUAUUAUCGCUAGAGCUAAAUCCAGAAUCAGGAGUUGAUCCGAAGACGUACCCUAACAUCAAGCAGUGGCUUUCACGAGUCGAGACUUCUAACCCAAAAUAUGUGGAGCACCUCAGAGAAUUCCGUGAGAAUGUGAAGCAGUUACUGCAGCGGAGGAAUACAUAAAUACAAACAAAAGUUGGAAAUGUACCACAUA